This is a messenger RNA of Durio zibethinus, 4236 nucleotides long. Its product is annotated as LRR receptor-like serine/threonine-protein kinase RPK2. The record is from RefSeq and is a predicted model, not a curated record. Gene Ontology annotation, biological process: protein phosphorylation. Gene Ontology annotation, molecular function: protein kinase activity; ATP binding; protein binding. NCBI's taxonomy places the organism in Eukaryota, Viridiplantae, Streptophyta, Magnoliopsida, Malvales, Malvaceae.
AAGGUAAACUUUUCAUACCUGUCCAUAAUUUUCCCAUAAACUGCACAAAGGGAAAGUUCUAAAAUAACAGAAGGAGAAGAACAGAAAGGAAAAUAGAACGCGUCUUUCAUUGUUGAAUGCUUCUCUCUUUUUCCAUCUCUUUCUUUCCUUUUUAUUUUAUUUUCUCUCCUCCCAAACACCCCAAAAAAUUAGGGUUGGGGUUAUAAAAAGAAAAACAGAAGAAAGAAAAGGAAAGACCCGGAUUUCCAACUUAAAAUUCUUGUAGAAAGAACUUUUUAGAGUACCCUUCGAAGAGGGUACUAAAAAAAUGGGUUCUUUUUCAGCUUCAGUUAUCAAGUGGCAGCCAUUUUUCUUACUCUUCUUCUUUGUAUUAAACUGUGACGUUUUGGGUGAUAAUUCUUCAGACAAAGCUGCUCUUCUUGAGUUUAAGAAGUCUGUCUCAGAUCCUUCAGGGCUUUUGUCCACUUGGACCGAAACUUCCCAUCACUGUUCAUGGUCUGGUGUUUCAUGUGACAAAAACUCCAAGGUUUUGUCUCUUAACAUAACUGGUUUUGGAAAAGGGCCAAAAGGUAAUUUCAACGGUACAGCUGCUUCAAUUUCUUUUUCUUGUUCUGAUUAUAGUUUAUUUCCAUUUUAUGGGUUUGGUAUUAGAAGGAAUUGUGGUGAAGUUAAUGGGAGUUUGUUUGGAAAUUUGUUGCCUUCUAUUGGAAAAUUGAGUGAACUUAGAAUUUUAUCACUUCCUUUUCAUAGAUUUGUUGGUGAAAUUCCUACUGAAAUUUGGGAGUUGGAAAAUUUGGAAGUUCUUGAUUUAGAAAACAGUUUGUUAUCUGGGUCAUUGCCUGUUGGCGUUUCUGGGUUAAAGAAUUUGAGAGUUCUUAAUUUGGGGUUUAAUAAUAUUAGUGGAGAGAUACCAAGUUGGCUUUCGAGUUUGGAACAUAUGGAGAUAUUGAAUUUGGCUGGUACUCUUGCGAAUGGAACCAUUCCUGGAUUUGUUGGAAGGUUUAGAGGUGUUUACUUAUCGUUUACAUGGCUUGGUGGGUUGUUGCCAGCUGAAAUCGGUGAAGGCUGUAAGCUCGAGCAUUUGGAUUUGUCAGGAAAUUACUUCGUCGGGCAGAUUCCUGCUAGUUUGGGGAACUGCAGUCAGUUGAGAUCGUUGUUGUUAUUUACGAAUAUGUUGGAGGAAGUGAUUCCACGUGAAAUUGGUCAGCUUCAGAAUCUUGAAGUGUUGGAUGUUUCGAGGAAUAGUUUGAGUGGUCCCAUACCUGUUGAGCUAGGGAAUUGUUCUGGCUUGACUGUGCUUGUGCUUUCAAAUAUGUUUAAUCCUUAUGAUGACCUUGCUAUGGCUAAGGGGGAUCCAUCUUUAAAUGAGGAUUUUAAUUUUUAUCAAGGUGGGAUUCCUGAUGAAAUUGCAAAGCUUCCAAAACUGAGGGUAUUAUGGGCUCCAAGGGCAAUGCUUGAGGGCAACUUACCAACUGAUUGGGGUGCUUGUGAUAAUUUGGAGAUGAUAAAUUUGGCUCAGAAUUUUUUUGCUGGGGAAAUUCCUGUUGGUCUUGGUCUCUGCAAGAAGCUGCGGUACCUUGACUUAAGCUCAAAUAAGCACCUUACUGGAGAGCUUAUUGAGGAACUUGCAGUUCCUUGUAUGAGUGUGUUUGAUGUCAGUGAAAAUUCCUUGUCAGGUUUUAUCCCUAGAUUCUACAACCGUGAAUGCCCUGAUAUUCUUUUCUCAGAUUCGUAUUCCUUUGAACCCUUCAACCCAACUUCUGCAUAUUUAUCAUUUUUGGCAAGUAAAGCUCAGGUUGGAACACCUUUUGAAUUUUUUGGAGAUGGUGGUCCUGCUGUGUUUCACAACUUUGGAGGUAACAACUUUACUGGCAGUGUCUUGUCAAUGCCAAUCGCACCACAAAGAUUAGGGAAACAGAUCUCUUAUGCAUUUUAUGCUGGAGAAAACUUGCUCAGUGGACCAUUUCCUGGGUAUUUGUUGGAGAACUGCAACAGAUUGGAUGUACUGUUUGUUAAUGUUAGCUACAACAGAAUGACUGGUCAGAUUCCAGCUAAAAUCAGUAAAGUUUGCAAAUCUCUCAAAGUUUUGGAUGUGUCUGUGAAUCAAAUAGCUGGGCCCAUUCCCCCUAGCAUUGGAGACUUGGUUUCACUUGUUUCUCUUAAUUUGAGUUGGAACCGAUUACAAGGCCAGAUUCCAAGCAGUUUUGGGCAAAUAAAGGAUCUAAGGUUUCUUUCUUUGGCUGCUAACAAUCUGACCGGGCCUAUUCCUUCCACCUUUGGGCUGUUGCAAUCUUUAGAAAUGCUAGAGCUGUCAUCAAAUUCUCUUUCUAGUGAAAUUCCUAAAGGUCUGGUUAACUUGAGAAACCUGACUGUUCUUCUGCUCGAUAACAACAAACUCUCUGGGCAAAUUCCCUCUGGUUUGGCAAAUGUGACCAUGCUCUCUGCAUUCAAUGUGUCCUUCAAUAACUUGUCUGGGCCACUGCCAUCAAGCAAUAAUUUGAUGAAAUGCAGCAGUCUUCUUGGAAAUCCUCUCCUACAGCCUUGCCUUGCAUAUUCCUUAAUGCCAUCUUCAGAUGAAGCAAGUGCGGGUGAUUCACAAAUUUAUGCUGCAUCACCACCGGGAUCUGCAGCCGAAAGGAAUAAAAAUAAUGGUUUCAAUUCAAUUGAGAUAGCAUCUGUAACAUCUGCUUCGGCCAUUUUUUCAGUUCUUCUAGCUCUUGUUAUAUUAUUCUUCUAUACCAGAAAGUGGAAUUCAAAAUCCAAAAUUAUCAGCACCACCAAAAAAGAAGUGACAAUUUUCACUAACAUUGGGGUCCCAUUGACAUUUGACAGCAUUGUGCGGGCCACUGGGAAUUUCAAUGCUAGUAACUGUAUUGGGAAUGGAGGUUUUGGGUCAACUUAUAAAGCUGAGAUUUCACCUGGAGUUUUAGUGGCAAUAAAGCGGCUUGCAAUUGGGCGGUUGCAAGGCUUUCAGCAGUUUGAUGCAGAAAUUAAAAUUCUUGGGAGGUUGCGCCACCCAAAUCUUGUCACUUUAAUUGGCUAUCAUGCCAGUGAAAUAGAGACAUUCCUUGUAUACAAUUAUUUGCCAGGUGGUAACUUGGAGAAGUUUAUUCAGGAGAGGUCCACAAGAGCUGUGGAUUGGAGGAUCGUCCACAAGAUCGCUUUGGACAUAGCCCGUGCUCUUGCCUACCUACAUGAUCAAUGUGUUCCACGAAUUCUUCAUCGUGAUGUCAAGCCCAGCAAUAUCCUUUUGGAUGAUGAUUACAAUGCUUAUUUAUCAGACUUUGGUUUGGCCAGACUUUUGGGAACUUCGGAAACCCAUGCUACCACAGGUGUUGCUGGAACUUUUGGGUAUGUUGCACCGGAAUAUGCAAUGACUUGCCGUGUAUCUGAUAAGGCUGAUGUUUACAGUUAUGGGGUGGUGCUCCUUGAGUUGCUCUCAGAUAAGAAAGCUUUAGAUCCAUCGUUUUCUCCUUAUGGAAAUGGUUUCAACAUUGUUCAGUGGUCUUGCUUGCUCUUGCGACAAGGCCAGGCCAAGGAGUUCUUCACUACAGGGCUAUGGGAUGCAGGUCCCCAGAAUGACUUGGUAGAAGUUCUACACUUGGCAGUUGUGUGUACUGUCGAUUCUGUCUCUACAAGACCUACAAUGAAGCAAGUAGUACGACGGCUGAAGCAACUUCAGCCACCAUCAUGUUAGUUACUUGAUAAAGCUUAUGUUGAUCAACAUAGUCUUCAUAGGAGGUAAGCCCCAAGCUUGGUCAUUGCAGCAGGCUGCCCUUAGGUAGAAUUCUAAGCUGUAGUUAUUGCCACUUGUAAAUUGUAAUACAGUUUUGCCCCCUUUUUUUCUGAUGCUAUUUCUCGGAUAGGGGUUCACUGAUGACUCUGCAGAAGAAUACGGAAAUGUAUAUUUUUUAAAUCCAAGUUGUACACAUGUAUUUGAGUUUCAUUUGAUAUCUAAUAAAACAGUAGAAUAGUUUUCCUCUCUUCACAGUUCAUAUGUCGUGUCUAUUUUAGUUUAAUCUAUAUGAAGCCUGUAAUGCAAAUAUCCUCUGCUGUGAACUUACUUUCUGCAACUCUAGAAGGUAAGUGAUGUUGAAGUUGAACAGUUGAAGUUGCAGGAUGGAAAACAAUUGGCAGGAAAUUUUCCUUCACGAUGAAGUUUGCAAAUGCUUCCGGUAGAUUUUUUAUUUUGUAUCAUGAUUUCAUUGCCUAGUGUUAUUAUUCUGCUCCCAAACU